Messenger RNA from Schistosoma rodhaini, 1548 nucleotides. The record is from the annotation of a GenBank genome assembly. Lineage: Eukaryota; Metazoa; Platyhelminthes; Trematoda; Strigeidida; Schistosomatidae.
GAACCCAUACUUUUAUUUACUGAUUAUGGCUUCAUUAGUACAUAGUUUGUUUUAGCCAGUGUUGUUAUAGUAAAGAGUCCCGAAUAUUUGAUUUGUCUUAAAUGUCGACAUUAGCUAAACCGGGAAUAAAAUAUCAACCUCCUGACUGGUUUACAAACUCUUUCGCAUUAAGUGCCAAUUCUCAACGUCAGCGAGAGGCAUCAGAGCAAAUCAGACAAGAAACACGUUCUUUACGCCUAGCAGCUGCUCUUAAGUCUAAAUGGGAUGAAUUUAACAACACAACAAGACUUGCAGACAGAAUCAAUGCCAUAAAAGACUUGAAAGAUAUUUUGGAAUUAGCUCACUCACAAUUGGAUGCGGAAAUAUCGAUGGUCAAUUUAGGGAAAGAAGCAGUUGAAAAACAAAUGAGAAAUAUAAUAACACCCAAAGAAUGCGUUACAGAGUGUCUCACACUCAGGGACAAACGCAAAAGAAUAGACAACGUUGAGGACGCACCAGAAGUUCAGUUAAAGAAAGAAAAAGAGGUGAUUGAUAAAUCCAAUAAAAAACUUCAGCAGAAAGUGGAUGAGGCAUUUGAACGAAUGAUUCUUCUUAAAGAGGCUAGGCAGCAAGUAUUACUUGAUCUACAGGAUAAGCAUGCUGCCAUGGACAUCGACAUUGAACAGUACAAACUGAGACCUAAUUGUCCAGGAGUUUCUUUCAAGCCCAACCCAACGCGGAUUCCAAAAGGGACAACUACACCACAACAAUGGGAAGAAUUCACAAGAUACAACUGGAAGAGAGCUCAGGCGGAAAUUCGCUCAGGACAACGAUUACGUGAAGCGAUAUACCUAACAUUAUGCCAAGUAUCGAAUGACUUAGAGGCUCAAGCGCAAGCAACAGAAUUUGCACUAAGACAACGAAAACAUGAUUUUGAACAAGCGCUCGAUGAAUUAAAAUGGCAAAAAAAACAGAUUGAAGACGAAAUGUCUGAAAUGGAAAACGAUUUAGAUCAACUUGAAAAAGCUAUUCAAGGUCUAAUACCAAUGGGAAAACUUGCACAAACAAGACUUGAAAGACGAACCUAUCGACCAGGUGUUGAAUUAUGUCGUGAUUCUGUUCAAUAUGGUUUAACUGAUGAAGUAAGACAAAUUGAAGUGACAAAUGAAGCCUUAUUAGAGAAACAACGUCAAGCAAGACAUGCACUCAAUGCUUUACAUAAACAAUUAAAUCGUAUUAAUGAUGAUAUUACAUUAAAAGAAGAAAGUUUACAAAUAGAAAAUGAUUGUUUAAACUUACGUCAUCAACGUAUGGAUCGUAAACAACCUGAAAAUGACUUCAAUCCAAAUGAAAUGGAAUCAUAUAAAUUUGAAGACAAAAAACUUAUUGAUAAACCGCCAACAUUUAUUGAACGUCAUGUAGCUGAGAAACUUCUUGCAUAGAAGUGAACUGUUCCAAAAAUGAUGAUGAUAAUAAUGAUCACAUCUUUAUUGUUAGACCUUUUUCAGUUUCAUGUUUGGAGUAUCUUUAAUUUGUUUGUUAUUUACUUAAUAAUUUCCAUUUGUCUUA